AUAUUGAGUCUGAUAGACCUGGGUUAGGGUUUUAACGCAAUCCCUCGCCACCCUCGUUUACUAUAUCUUGUUUCUUUGCAGAGAAGUAGUUAGGCAUAACAGACAGUGAGAUGGGAACAAAGGCAAAGAAAGCUAUGAAGAAGAACAUGAAAAAGGCUUCCUCUAACAAGCCAUCUGAGGGUGCUGAUUUUUUGCCCUUGGAAGGUGGUCCUGCUCGCAAGCUCGCCGAACAGAAGCCGCCGGAGAAUACCUCCACGGUAUUGUACGUAUCCAGGAUUCCGCAUGGAUUCUAUGAGAAGGAGAUGGAAGGUUAUUUUGGUCAAUUUGGAACCAUCAAAAGGUUGAGAAUCGCGAGAAAUAAAAAGACAGGAAAAUCAAGACAUUUUGGGUACAUAGAAUUUGAAUCUCCUGAGGUUGCGAAAAUUGUAGCUGAUACUAUGCACAAUUAUCUCCUUUUCGAGCACCUUCUCCAAGUUCAUGUUGUACCUCCGGAGAAUGUUCAUUCAAGAUUAUGGAGAGGAUUCAGUUAUCGUCACAAGCCAUUGGAUUAUGUCCAAAUUGAACGGAAGCGUCAUGACAAGGAAAGAACCUUAGACGAGCACAAAAAAUUGGUGGAGAGGAUUCUAAAACAUGACCAAAAACGACGGAAAAGGAUAGAGGCUGCUGGCAUUGAUUACGAAAGCCCUGAGAUUAUGGGUAACAUCCAGCCUGCUCCAAAGAAAAUAAAGUUUGAUGACUGAGUUGGUAACCUGGAACACAGGAGUCUGCUGGUUUAGGAUUUUUAGUUUUAAUAUUUUCGCAGUUUUGGAACUUAGUUCUGAAACCUUGUAUCCGUCAAAUGUUUACAGGAAGCAUGAUCCAUUUUAUAUAUUCAUAAACUUUUUAAGCAGUUGAUCA
Molecule: messenger RNA, 897 nt
Organism: Vigna angularis (adzuki bean)
Lineage: Eukaryota; Viridiplantae; Streptophyta; Magnoliopsida; Fabales; Fabaceae
Exons: 8
Coding region: 111-740 (209 amino acids)
Biological process (GO): maturation of LSU-rRNA from tricistronic rRNA transcript (SSU-rRNA, 5.8S rRNA, LSU-rRNA)
Cellular component (GO): nucleolus
Molecular function (GO): RNA binding
Source: RefSeq, a predicted model, not a curated record